AAUGAAUAGUAGCUAAAAAAUACGAAAAGGAUCUCGCAAUAUGAAGUAGAACAAUCAACAUAGUCAUAAUAGGUAUAAGAAGAUUAGUCAUGAUCAAAGAACUCAAAUAAUAAAUGAACUCACUAAGAAUGGUAAAACAUUAAAAGAAGUAUAUAAAAUCAACAAUUUAUAAUAGGUAUCUGAAGAAACAUAAUUGAAACCAUCAACAGUUAAGGCUAUAUUACAAGUCUAUUUGAAAGAAGGAAGAAUAGGAAAAAAGUCAACAAGAGACAGGAAGGUCAAACUUCUAAACACAACUGUGAUCGCAUUAAUUGACAAAACUAAGUAAACAUUAUAUUAUUACUAUAAUUAUUAAUAGAAAUAGUGAUUAUGCUAUAGAAAAUCUAUAAUUCAUUCAUCCUAUGAUUAAAAUAAAUUAACAAUCUUCAGAGAUUUCUCAUAACGGAUAAACUCUGACAGAAACUUAAUAAAAAUUAGAUUAAUAUUCAAAAUAGCUUGUGAUGAUGUAAGUUAAAGAUUUCUUAAGAGAAAAGAAAUCAGAGAUUUUGGAAUAAUUGGCUAAUCCUUUAGCAAAAUAAAAUUUCUUAAAUUAACUAGCUUAAUUUGAAGUGAGUGAAUAAUUACCAUUUUAAGAAUUGAAGAAAGAAUAAUUAUCUGCUGAAGAUGAAUAGUUUGUAGAGAAGAUAACAUAACAUCUAAAAUCGAAAGUAAAAAUUUGAU
Messenger RNA from Paramecium pentaurelia, 720 nucleotides. Lineage: Eukaryota; Ciliophora; Oligohymenophorea; Peniculida; Parameciidae. The record is from the annotation of a GenBank genome assembly.